AUGUUAUAUGGUGGUCCACUCGGUACUUAUCUCAGUGGUUUAUCAUCCUCUUCAUUGUCCAGCGCUUCUCAUCUCACAUCACCAAGUUCAAAUUAUACCUCACCUAAUAGUUUAAGCAACUCAAAUUACUAUUCAGGAGGUAUUGGUGGGCUAAGACGUAGCAGUUCAAGAUACCGGAAUUCUGGAGGCAGUAACUUAUCCACAACAUCUACCCCAUUAAACACUACUACUAUCAGUAGUAGUAGCACAACAAGUGGAAGCAAUCCCUAUUCAUCAUACUAUACUCCACCAGUAAGAAGAAAAUAUGGGACACCUGAAACGGAUUCGUCGAAAUCAUCACGGUAUUUCACCCGUACACAAGGUGUUUCGAGUAAUAGUGGAACAGGCAGUGGUGGCGGAGCUGUUGGCAGUAGCACCACUGCAACAGGGAAUACAUCUGCCGCAUCUUACUCAGGACUUCCUCAAUAUCCACGUAGAUCACCAAAUAAGAUUUGUUCGAGCACAGGUUAUACAGUUGGUGGAAUAGGCACAAGUUCAUCUUGGAACUCAGUGAGUUAUUCAUUCAGAAGUGUAUUUACACUAUGUAUUAAUAUUUCAUAA
Messenger RNA from Heterobilharzia americana, 600 nucleotides. Lineage: Eukaryota; Metazoa; Platyhelminthes; Trematoda; Strigeidida; Schistosomatidae. The record is from the annotation of a GenBank genome assembly.